Molecule: messenger RNA, 4455 nt
Organism: Portunus trituberculatus (swimming crab)
Lineage: Eukaryota; Metazoa; Arthropoda; Malacostraca; Decapoda; Portunidae
Product: major facilitator superfamily domain-containing protein 6-like
Exons: 12
Coding region: 765-2639 (624 amino acids)
Cellular component (GO): membrane
Source: RefSeq, a predicted model, not a curated record
UCACAGCUCGCCGGACUCGCCACCUUGCCGCUCAUCCGCGAGUUCAGUUUACCUUCACUCACCGCGGGCCACUCGCUCAGUCAGUGUGUUACCCUGUAGGACGUUGGGCGGUGAAGCUCCUCCGCUCCUACCACUGGUGAAGCGCAGCGCCGACACUCGCUCCCUGCGCUUACAAAAAACAUUCGCCUUGCCAAACUGCCUUACUCUGGUUCAUAAUGGAGGCGUAAUUUAAUCAUGAGUUCUCAUAUGCUAUCAUAUAAUAAUGGUUGCAUAUAGAAUGAAAAAUGUACUGACUCGAAUGUACUGAUAAGCCGUGUGAAGUUUGUGUUUGCUGCCAAAAUGCACCCGUGUGGCAAGAAUAUGAACAUGUGAUAAACACUUUAAUGGACGGUCACUGUCAUCGGCUUUAGAUAACAGAUCAUCUAAAAGCCGAAAAUUUUCGCAAAUCUCUCAAAUAUAAAGCGUCAACAAAUAGCCGAAUAGUGGCAAGAACCGUCAGCCGUUGCUUGAAUACGUCAAUCGUUAUAGAGACGUUUGUGUAAAAUAAAUUUUUAGCCAAGCAUAGCAAAACGACACAGAGCAGACCCAGACCUACUAACCUCGCCAACUCUUAUGGAUCAUCUUUACUCUCCUGGACCUUACCUGAUGCUCCUCGGACUGACUGGAUAAUAUUAGCAGCGAGAUGAGCUGCCUGGAACACGAAAGAAAUCAGUGACGAGUGGGACGAAGACCGUGUGCCUGGAGGAAAGCUCCAGCCAGCCACCAUGCAGACGCCGGCGUGGAUCAAGCGGUUUUGGGCUGACUUCCUGCACAAGGAAUUUAUGCCCAUCAAAAUCCUCUUCUUCCUCAUGUAUGGAGCAUCAAUGGCCAUGUUCCCCUUCCUGACGAUACAGGCGAGGUCGCUAGGCAUCACGGAGAAGGAGCUGGGCAUCGUGUACGCCUUCACGCCCGCCAUCACCAUCAUUGGGCCGCCCCUCACCGGCAUGAUAGCGGACAAGAUCGGGAACUUCAAGGUGUUCCUGAGCUUGACGUUGGCAGCGAGUGGAGGCGCAGCCAUCGUAUUUUCCGCCGUUCCCGUGGCGCGUCGCUACCACACCCUGCCAGAAUCACUGCCUCUCACCCUCUCCCUCGUGGGUGACGGUCCGGCCUCCCUCUCGGUUCCUCCGCCCCUGCAGUGUGACUACUUGCCUCUCCUCGAUAACCUCACUAUCACGAUCGCCAACUGCAGUCUCUGUGACCCCAGCAGUCUGCUGCAGGGUGGCUGCGUCCCCCAAGGGCCAAGUGUGUGCGUGGGGCAACAGUUGGAGGCUCCGGGAGAAGCUGAGGUGCAGGUGCUCCCCGUCACGCCCCACGCCAACGCUUCCAAUGUCACGUACCUAGAGGUGAUCCACUGGAGCGACGCAGCGUUCCCAACCCAGACAGGUGGCGAAGUGGAGGAGUGCGCUAUAGCCUGCUCUGCCGCGGGUGCUCGCGUGGACCUCUGCUCCAACACUGUCUCCGUGGAGGUGAUUGACCCCAUGUUGACCUUUUGGUGCUACCUCCUUGUCCGCGUGCUGAACGGCUUCACCCUGGCUGCCAGCUUCACGCUGUUCGACGGGGCCGCCAUGGCCAUCCUGAAGGAGCACAGCGGCGACUACGGCCUGCAGCGCCUUUACGGGAACCUGGGUGCCAUCUUCCUCACUCCGAUCUCUGGCCUCCUCAUCGACCGCUCCUCCGAAGAGAACGGAGACCAAGACUAUAGACCGGCUUUUUACCUGUACUGCGCGCUGAAGGUGGUGGGGGCGGUGGUCAUUCUCUUCCUGGACUUAGAUUUCCGGAAGCCCUCCAACAAAGUGCUAAAAGAUUUCCGAGGACUCCUUAAGAAGCCUGAGAUCCUCGCCUUCCUUGUCGUCAUGCUAAUCUCAGGGAUAUGCUUCGGCGUGCUGGACACCUUCCUGUUCUGGCUGCUGCAGGAUCUGGGCGCCAAGAAGUACCUCAUGGGCAUCACAGUGACGGUGGGCAGUCUUGCAGGGAUACCUAUCUUGGUCGCCUCAGGGUCCAUCUUUAAGAAACUCGGCCUCGCCAACACUAUUAUCCUUGGAUUUGCCUUUUACGUCUUUCGGAUGUUGGGCUACUCCUUCAUCACCAACCCGUGGUGGUGCAUGCCCUUCGAGGCCUUGGAGUGCUUCACCGUGUCCCUCAUGAGUGCCGCCGCCGUGUCCUACGCUGCAGACCUGGCCACGCCCGCCACCCUCGCCACCCUGCAGGGAGUGUACGGCGGCCUCUAUUAUGGCGUGGGUCGAGGUCUUGGAAGUCUUGUGGGCGGGUUCCUGAUUGGUCCUCUCGGGGUCCGCAACACAUUCAGGAUCAUGGCCCUAGUGUGCGCCGUCACCUGCAUCGUGUACUUCAUCCUCAACCGUCUGUUCUUCGUCAAGGCGCAGGAGGAAAGGAAACUCAAGGCAGAGAAAGAGAAAAAGGAUGAAAAGGAGGCAGUAACAGAGGAGCGAAGCACUGACAAGGAGCUCGGUAACGUGGUGGAGAACAGUACAAAGAAAGAUACCAAAGAUAGUGUUAAUGUGAUAUCUGAGGAGAAGGCAAACAAAGCUGAUGAUUCUGCAGGACAAGGACAGCUAAACAACGCCUUCGACAAAAAUGAGUGAGCUUGAAGGGUGACGAGGACUUGUGGAGUCAAGAGUGAUUCGGUAACAGAAGACGAGCACUGUGAAAGUGACCCACAAGUUUGAUUUUACAUUCUAUUCAGAGACUUGUAAAUGUGAUACUAUUUUAAUGAGCUGAUGUGCUUGGAAAGUACAAUUAGACUUGCAGACAAGAAUGCAUAAUUUCUGAGAAGUUAGUAUUAUAUGUUUGCAUUUGUUUAUCUGAUAUUUGUACUUGUGGCAGCGAACACUGUCCAAGGUUUAGGUACCAAAUGAGACAGAAAUUAAAAAGACUGUCAUAAAGGUGUUUGAAAUCGUGGUGAUAGAAAUAUAUAAUCAAUUUUAUUUCAUAGUUCUGUAGACUUUGCACCUCUUCAUUAUUACGAGACAACACUCAGAAUAACACAUCCCUGGGAGGAAACGCCACAAGACUGGAUGCGUAUUUCCAUCCCCCUGGCCGCUGAGUCUCUGGCAGAUCACUCACCUUGUACAGGAAUGGAAGGUCUCCUAAAUUGUCCACAUUAUCUCAUUUACCUUCCCUUGUGGUCAGUUACUGACUAAACCUAAAAGAACAGGAAUGAUCUACUCACGGCAGUUCCAUCAGUCCUCACCAGUGCCUGCAUGUGUAUAAUUCUAGUUUGAAAGAGGUUUGCUUACACUCAUACUAAUGAAAAGUUACGCCUGGAAGUGCCAAGGUGAAAGCUGUAUCAAUACCAUGCGCUGUAUGAGUGUCUUCUGGUACAGUUUGGUGCUGCUGCCAUUUUUGAACUUAUGAUAAAUACUUGAAGGUGGUACGCAGUGUAACAUGUGAGGAACAAAUAAUUGCAUUAAGAAAUGGUCCAUUUUGCAUUCCUAUUAAUAAAAGAUGAUUUUUUAGAAACCAGUGACAGGUGUUAAGUGGAGAGCUCCACUACGAGGAUGAGCUGAGGGUUUCGCUCGCGAUCUCCUUUAGAACCUCCGUGCUUCGUGUAUCCCAUGCAGACCUCUCCCAGCCCAGUGUUUGUACAGAGGCACCAGUGAUGGGUGGCGGUCACAUGAGUGAAGUAAAGGCCAGACAUCACUUCUGUCCUCAGUCAGUUUACAAAAUCUUGAGAUUCUCAUAUGUAUGGAAUACCACAAAGUUCGCAUCUCGCAAACUAACAAGAUAUUUAAUUGAAAUAUAUAGAAAACCACCAGCCAUCUCCUUUCUCCUCUUCCUGGUUUUCUCCACAGCAACAACCCAAGUAGUACAUAGCUACGGGUAGAUUCUAGUUAGGGAAAAGACAACUUCAUCAUUUCUACAUAUCAUAGUGGAACAUGAUAAAAUGUGACUGCAGAUGUUGUGCAGCUACUUCUAGUUUUGUUUACACUUUCUUGCAGAUGGAUUACAAACACUGCAGACAAGUGACACAGGUUUAUUUGGCACUAUUGAUGACUGCCAGAAUAAUCAAACCCUAACGGAAUCCUGCUAUUGAUGAUCUUCAUGUGUACUUAUUUCAUCAGUUCGACAGUGCUUGUGUGUCCGUUCUUUAGCAUCUGUUUUGUGUCAUCGAGGUCAUAGGGCAAUUAAUCCUUACAGUUGCUUCUGCCACUGUCACCCAAAUCUCAUGUGCCUCCUCGUACCUCCGCCCAUUUCUGUCUUCUUAUAGACGUUACAAAUCUUGUGUUAUUGUUAGUUAUAGGGGUUAUGGGAAGCCUGCGAGACCAGUACAGUCAGGUGUGUACCCUCGCUUCGUGCUGUUGUUGAUGGCUGUGUGGCCUUAAUCUAGUUCUCUGCAAGACAAAAUGUGAUGUUAGAUUUGUUGUGUUGUGGGUUAUAGUAAUAAAUCCAUUAAGGGGU